GUUUAAGUCUACUGAAUGAGCUAUAUCUGGGCCUUGUUUCCGUAAGUGACACGUGUAAGGCAGUUCUCCGACAGAGGGAUGAGCAAGGGACCACGCUCUGACAGACUGAAGGUUCAAGGGCCAUGGAGUCACAGAACUGGGGUAUCACAAAGAGGUGAAGAUGUCUCAGGUUAAACAGGUCGGGCUUCUGGCUGCUGGCUGUCAGCCUUGGAACAAAGAUGUUUGCGUCGCCAGUGGAGACAGAUUUGCAUAUUGCGCUACACUGGCGAUAUAUGUUUAUCAGCUUGAUCACAGGUACAAUGAAUUCAAACUUUACGCAAUUAUGUCUGAACACAAGAAGACCAUCACAGCUAUCUCGUGGUGUCCUCACAACCCUGACAUGUUUGCCAGCGCAAGUGCUGACAACCUCAUUAUCAUCUGGAAUGUGGCUGAACAAAAAGUGAUAGCAAGACUGGACAACACAAAAGGAAUUCCUGCUUCACUCAGUUGGUGCUGGAAUUCAGGUGAGGCAGUGGCAUUUGUCUCUCAUCGGGGUCCACUCUACAUCUGGACAAUCUCAGGAGCAGAGUGUGGGGUAGCGGUUCACAAAGAAGCGCACAGCUUCCUGUCAGACAUCUGCCUUUUCAGAUGGCAUCCUAGAAAGAAAGGCAAGGUGGUCUUUGGACACACAGAUGGCAGCCUGUCCAUCUUCCAGCCUGGUACCAAGAGUCAGAAGCAUGUGCUGAGACCAGAAUCAUUGGAGGGAACGGAUGAAGAAGAUCCAAUCACAGCCCUGGAAUGGGAUCCACUCUCCACUGACUACCUACUGGUGGCCAACCUACACAAUGGAAUUCGAUUGGUUGAUUCCGAGUCACUCUCUUGUAUUACAACCUUCAGUUUCCCGAGCGCUGCAGCAUCAGUGCAGUGCCUGGCCUGGGUCCCCAGUGCUCCAGGGAUGUUCAUAACCGGAGACUCUCAAGUUGGUGUUUUGCGAGUUUGGAAUGUCUCAAGAACAACGCCAAUUGAUAACUUCAAGUUGAAGAAGACAGGAUUUCAUGCUUUACAUGUGCUGAGUUCUUCACCAAAGAAAAAAUGUUAUUCGACCCAUUCUCCUUCUAAGAAUCACCAUACGUCAUCAACCAGUGAAGCCAUUCCCCCUCCAACCCUCUCUCAAAAUCAAGCAUUUUCUCUUCCACCUGGACAUGCGGUGUGUUGUUUCAUGGAUGGUGGAGUUGGGCUAUAUGACAUGGGAGAGAAGAAGUGGAACUUUCUGCGAGAUUUGGGUCAUGUGGAAACAAUCUUUGACUGUAAAUUUAAACCAGAUGAUCCCAACCUCCUAGCCACGGCAUCAUUUGAUGGGACAAUAAAGGUGUGGGAUAUAAACACAUUGACAGCAGUCUACACUUCCCCGGGUAAUGAGGGAGUAAUCUACUCCUUGUCCUGGGCUCCAGGUGACCUUAACUGCAUCGCAGGUGCAACCUCACGCAACGGAGCCUUUAUAUGGGAUGUAAAAAAAGGAAAAACAGUUACUCGGUUUAAUGAGCACGGUAAAAAUGGAAUCUUCUGCAUUGCUUGGAGCCACAAGGAUUCUAAAAGGAUAGCAACAUGUAGUGGCGAUGGAUUUUGUAUUAUUCGAACAAUCGAUGGGAAACUCCUGCACAAGUACAAGCAUCCGGCUGCUGUCUUUGGCUGUGAUUGGAGCCAGAACAAUAAAGAUAUGAUUGCCACUGGCUGCGAGGAUAAGAGUGUUCGAGUUUACUAUUUAGCAACCAGCUCUGACCAGCCACUCAAAGUUUUCACUGGGCACACUGCCAAAGUGUUUCACGUUAGAUGGUCUCCCCUGAGAGAAGGCAUCCUUUGUAGCGGUUCUGAUGACAGUACUGUGAGGAUAUGGGACUACACACAGGAUGCCUGUAUCAAUAUUCUAAGUGGACACAAAGCACCAGUACGAGGUCUAAUGUGGAACACAGAAGUCCCCUACCUCUUGAUAUCGGGCAGUUGGGAUUACACUAUCCGUGUCUGGGACACCAGAGAUGGAACCUGCCUGGACACAGUGUAUGAUCAUGGUGCUGAUGUCUAUGGUUUGACCUGUCACCCCAACAGGCCUUUUACCAUGGCAUCAUGUUCGAGAGACUCCACAGUGAGGCUUUGGUCAUUAACACCUCUGAUUUCUCCUCUCCAAAUAAACAUUCUGGCUGAACAACAGUGGGAGGAAAUAAUUGGGAAUACAGAUCGUGCAAUGUCCCCAGGUGCUCCCCCUUUGCUUUGUGGGAAAGUGUCCCGGGAUAUCAAGCAAGAGCUGGAUAAACUCACGAGUAAUGUGCGGAUUAAGAAGCUGAGAUGGUUCUCGGAAUGUUUGUCACCCCCAGGAGGCAGUAAAAAUCUCUGGGACUUGGUGGCUGUUUUAAAAGACCAAGAUGACAGUCUACUCCCACAGAACUACUGCAAAGGAAUAAUGCACAUUAAACAUCUGGUCAGGUUCAAAACUUCCAAAGCUCAAGAGUUAACGACCGUGAAGAUGUCCAAAUUUGGAGGUGGAAUCGGUGCACCAACCAAGGAGGAGAGACUGAAGGAGGCCGCUGGGAUUCAUCUGCGACUGGGUCAGAUCCAGAGAUACUGCGAGCUAAUGGUGGAACUUGGAGAGUGGGACAAAGCACUAUCAGUGGCACCUGGGGUGUCAAUGAAAUACUGGAAGAAGCUGAUGCAACGGAGAGCUGACCAGCUAAUUCAAGAAGGGAAUGAUGAAGUGAUUCCAUACUGUAUUGCCACUGGGGAUGUGAAGAAACUGGUGUCUUUCUUCACCUCUCGAGGCCAGCUGAAUGAAGCACUCUUAGUUACUCAGGCAGCCCAUGAAGGAAACAUUCAAGGACCACAGAUCUCAGCACCAAAUGGAGCAGCGUGUGGCGAUGGGAAUAACAAAUCAGAAGAUUACAAUGAUUUGUUGCACAGGGUGAGUAAGGAGCUGGCAGAAUGGUACUUCCAAGACGGACGAGCAGUGUUGGCUGCGUGUUGCCACCUUGCGGUGAAUGACAUUGAGCUUGCAAUGUCGAACUUGGUCCGUGGCAAUGAGUUGGAGCUGGCAGUUUGCGUGGGAACAGUGCUGGGGGAUAGUGCCAUGCCUGUGACAAACUAUGUCCUGGAAUUAUUGGCCCGGAGGUGCAUGUCAACAACAACUUGGGAUCUAGCGGCUGACUUGUUGACCAUGAUACCUGACAGUGAGCUGUUGUUGGUCAAACUGUGCGCCUUCUACCCAGGAAGCACUGCAGAGGUUGAUGAUCUUCAUGAGAAGUGUCAUUUACCAACCUGUGAAGAAUGUUUGCAAAUCGCGGAAACAUUUCAAAGUGAAGGGGAAAUGUUCCAAGCAGUAAAAUAUUAUUUAUUGAGUCCGGUGCCAGAAAAAGCACUUCCAAUUGGCCUUCUUUAUGUUAAAGAGCAGCUAAGUAGCCCUGAUUGGACUUUGGACUCCAUCCAUGAGAUCCUGGACUUGCUCAGCUACAUCCGCACUGACCGGCUGAUGCAACACAAGUGCAGCGAAUUUCGGAAUGAACUACUUAUAUUCUGCGGGUACAUUGCUACCUUACUGGCCAUGAGAAGACAUUACAACAGCAUUGUGCCUGCACUUUAUGAAUACACCAGCCAGCUCUUGAAGCGUAGAGAAGUGACAGUCCCAGUACGGAUUGAGCAGCUAUCAACCGAGCUGGAUGGGUGGAGAGCCUGCACUCAGUCAGCCAGCAAUCCUUCAAAACGCACGUCUCAUAUGCGUUGCUUUCCAAAUUCUGUCAGGUCAAUUGAGGACUUGCCUUAUACACCCCCUUCUGAAUCUCAAAGAGAAGUGUACAGCAUUUUGCUAAAAAGGAUUAAGGAGGAACCCAUCAAAGGACUGAUUGGUCCUGAUUAUGUCACAGGUUCUAAUCUUCCCAGUCACUCAGAUGUCCAUACCUCCUGCCUCACAGGCUUACGGAUACAGGGACCAGUGUAUUUCCUUGAGGAUGGAAGGUCAGCGAUCUCUCUGAACGAUGCAUUAAUGUGGGCCAAGGUCAACCCAUUCUCCCCCUUAGGGACAGGAAUGCGCCUGAAUCCAUUCUGAUCGGAGUAUGAAUGUGAAGAGAUGACCUUUUAUUAGUACUUUCACAUGGGUGACAGUUGCUAAGGUUGGUGCUGUACUGACUUCAGAGCCUGAAUGACUGGAGUGUGGCAUCACACAGUAAUACUGUACAUUUUACAAUGCGUUAGCUGCAAUAGUAUAAUGACAAGGAACUGCCCUUCCCUUGACUGUCUUUGGGAAGUGCAGUUGAUUCACAUAUGGAGCAGUUGACAGGAUAAAUUCUCCCUCGAGACGGGAAAGGACUUUUCUUUUACACACCAGAAUGGAGAGGAUUUCUGGUUACUGUAGGAGCUAGCAAAAUAACACGCCUCCUGUUUCAGCAAAAUCCAGAUUGAUCUCUUUCUACCUUCUCUCAUCUCUUGCAAUUUCAACACCUCACAGCAUUCCUUCACCUGCAAAAGGGAAUGAUCCAGUUCUGGAAACAGUUGCAGAUAUUUUAUCCUCCAGUAGUUGGUGGAAAUAAAAAGAUGCAUGGUGAUCACUGACAUAGUUCACAAGAUAACUAACGCUCACUUGCAAAUAUGAUGUCUGAUUGUUUCGUCAGCUUUUAACAGCCAAUAUAGGAAUGCUACUCAACAGCUCUUGAUCAGCCAGCCAGUAAUAAAGUUUAAAAUUGCAGAAUCAUUUAGGUCUUAUAAGGCAAAUUUUGAAAGAUUUUGCUAUGUGCUACUAAACAUCACACACAGACACACACACACCAAAAUGGGAAGAAAAGCUUUAUUAUUACAGACUUUUUAUAAAACUAAGUAUUAUAAAUGUUGUUAAAUCAGCAUGAUCCCAAGUUAUGCUGAAUUAAUUAAACUGCAGAAAGUGCAACACAUCUUUAUUGAAAACACCAGAACAGUCCAUUGCCAAAUACCUCUUUAAUCUUUAAGUUUAC
This is a messenger RNA of Hemiscyllium ocellatum (epaulette shark), 4964 nucleotides long. It is a transcript of the gene wdr17, whose product is annotated as WD repeat domain 17. The transcript has 30 exons. NCBI's taxonomy places the organism in Eukaryota, Metazoa, Chordata, Chondrichthyes, Orectolobiformes, Hemiscylliidae. Bases 161 to 4066 code for a protein of 1301 amino acids. Gene Ontology annotation, molecular function: protein binding. The record is from RefSeq and is a predicted model, not a curated record.